Contarinia nasturtii (swede midge) is the source of this 3760-nucleotide messenger RNA. RefSeq lists its product as uncharacterized. NCBI's taxonomy places the organism in Eukaryota, Metazoa, Arthropoda, Insecta, Diptera, Cecidomyiidae. The coding region runs from base 1288 to 2595 and encodes 435 amino acids. Gene Ontology annotation, molecular function: nucleotide binding; DNA binding; DNA-directed DNA polymerase activity. The record is from RefSeq and is a predicted model, not a curated record. Gene Ontology annotation, biological process: DNA replication. The transcript is spliced from 2 exons.
AAUAGUUCGAUUUGAGGUUCGAUUUCCUGUAAAUACGCUCGAUUUGAGGUUCCAUUAUAAUUAAAUUUCAAACAUCUAGUCAUACAACUAGAUCAAUCGAAUUUUAAUUUUUGUUCGGUGCGUUCCGAAAGGAACGGUUCAUAUUGAUAUACCAAAAUGGAAUUGCGCCCGUGAAAAACGUUAAUAUCGAUGUGAUUAACAAUGAUGUCACCGUCCUCUAAUACAAUUGAAGAUGUCCCUAGUGUUGAGCUACAAGUGCGUGAAAAUGCAUUUAAUAGACGAACACCUUCGCUAUUGUAAACAAUGGACAUAUUGAUAUUGAAAUAUUUCUAAGCUAUUUCUAUUUCAUAUAUAUCGCUCGGAACUUACGAAAAAUAUUGAAAAUUUGAUUAACGUGAAGUCAAUGACUGUAUUCGUAGCAGAGUUUGAAAAAAAAAUUGUAAACACAGAUGAAAAUAAUGAUUCUUACGAUGAUGAUGAUACUGGCGGUAAUCAUAGUCAUGAGUUAACAGAGAAAGAGACUAUAUAUCUCCCAACGCAAACACGGAAGCUUGAUUUAAACGUAGACCUACACGAACAUUUUCGAAAACAAAUCGUUCAAGAAAUAGUGGAAAGUGCAGAACAAGUUUCAUUCCGCGGUUCCGGAUUUACGCUCGCCCGCAUAAUCGAGUUGAAUGUUCACGUUAACUUAUACAACCCAUUACAAGGUUCAUCGUAUAUUCAAAGUCCUAAAAAACUAUGAUAUAAAAAUGCAGUUAUCAACGUACAAAAUCAACUUGACGAAAUGUGCUUCAAAUGGGCUAUUUUAUCUGCUUUACACCCGGUAACUGAUCAUCCAGAGCGAGUUCGUCAUUAUUAUCAAUAUGAGAACGAAUUGAAUUUUGAUGGAAUCGAUUUUCCCGUUCGCUUGAACCAAAUCGACAAAUUUGUUCGACAAAACAACAAUAUAUCGAUAAAUUUAUACUAUUACGAUGAUGAAAAUGAGGGUCGCAUAUGUCCAUUACGUGUGAGUAAUGAAGUUAAGCAGCAUCAUAUUCAUUUGCUGCUAAUCAAAAACAGAGAUAGUGUUAAUAAAACAGCUAGCACUUCCAACAUGAUUAAGGAGAUCUGCGAUAAUGAUUCCAUUCGUACUCAUUACUGCUGGAUAAAAAAUUUAAGCCGUCUAGUCAGAAGUCAGCUGAAUAAACAUAAAUCUCGAAAAUACAUUUGCGAUCGCAUAUAUUUUAUGAUACAAAUGAAAAAUUAUUGAAACAUACUGCAAAAUGUACAAACGAGUGUAGCAUUGAAAUGCCCGAUCAAACAUGGAAAUGGAUGAAAUUUGAUAACUAUAAACAUCAGCUGAUAGCACCAUUUGUUGUAUACGCUGAUACUGAAGCGUAUCUGAAGGAGCUCAGUAUGGAAGAUCAGAAACGUAUAUUUAGUGAGGAAUGUGCAACUACCGCAUAUCAGCAGCAUCAUAUGUACAGCGUUGAAUAUUACUUUAAAUGUGAAUUUGACGACUCAUUUUCAUAUUACCGAGGCAGCGGCAAUCGUACCGAUUGCGUCGAAUGGUUCAUCGCAGAAUUGAAGGAAAUUGCUCAUGGAGUUGCAAGGUUAUUUGAUAAAAACAUACCAAUGCUACCGCUAACUGAAGAUGAGAGAUAUGCAUUCCACGAUCCAAAUGCAUUAUGUACAAUUUGUGGUGAUAUUUUUGAAGCAAAUGAUAUUAGAGUACAUGAUCACUGUCAUCUCACCGGUCGAUAUAGAGGUCCAGCCCAUCAAGCAUUCAACUUACAGUUCCAAGAUAGCCACGUUGUACCCGUUAUUAUGCACAAUUUGUCGGGUUACGACUCGCAUUUAUUCAUAAAAGAGUUGGCAGCAAAUAAUAUUAUAAAUGGAGAUGUCUCAAUUAUUCCAGCUAAUGCGGAACAAUACAUCGCUUUCACGAAAGUAGUGACAGGGAGCACACGCGGGCUCAAUACGAGAGAAAACGUAAAAUUUAAAUUCAUUGAUUCAUGUAGAUUCAUGCCUGCAUCUCUAGCUGAAUUAGCAUCACUACUACCAGCAGAUAAAAAACAAAUAACGUAUAAUGAAAGUGAGAAAAAUGGCUACACACCAGAACAAAUCGCUAUGCUUGAACGUAAAGGCGUUUUUCCUUAUGAAUAUGUGAGCGGUAUGGAGCAGCUGAAGGGGACAAAUCUACCAUUAAAAGCAGAUUUUUACAGCAAACUUAGUGGAGAAGGAAUAUCGGAUGGCGAUUAUCAAUUUGAUCACGAUAUCUGGCGGAAAUUCAAUUGUAAAACGCUCGGAGACUAUUCUGAACUAUAUCUAAAGACGGAUGUGCUACUGUUGGCCGACGUAUUUGAAACUUUUCGAAAUACAUGCCAUACAAUUUACAGUUUGGAUCCGGCAAACUACUAUAUAGCUUCAGGUCUUUCGUGGGAUGCCAUGCUCAAAUAUACCGGAGUGAGAAUUGAACUGUUAUCUGAUGUGGAAAUGUUACUGUUCAUCGAACGUGGAAUUCGCGGUGGCAUAAGUCAGUGCAGUAAACGUCAAGUCAAAGCCAACAAUAAAUACAUGGGAGAUGUAUACAAUGAGAAACGUCAAAUUAUUUAAUGUAUUUAGAUGAAUCUAAUUUUGUUUUUUUUAUCAUCCACAAAUAAUCUGUACGGACACGCAAUGUCGCAACCAUUACCGCUGAGAGAUUUUAAAUGGAUUGAUGACAACAUUGUAAAGGCAUCUUUUUCGAAUGCAUAUAAAAUAGCUAAAUUAGCUGACGAUUCGGAAUAUGGCUACAUAUUCGAGGUUGAUCUACAAUAUCCAAAAAAUUUACAUGCUACACAUAAUGAUUUUCCAUUUUGUGCUGAAAAGCGAACGCUUCCGCGUGAAGCGAUCGAUAUUAUCGGUAUAAAACCAAAUAAAAUCGAUAAAUUACUGUUAACACUAUACGAUAAAGAAAAUUAUAUCAUUCAUUAUCGCAUGCUCAAAUUAGCAUUACAACACGGUCUAGUAUUGAGAAAAGUACAUCGAGUACUUCAAUUCGAACAAAGUUGCUGGCUAAAGCCCUACGUCGAUAUUAACACACAGCUACGUACGCAAGCUACCAACGACUUUGAAAAAUCAUUUUUUAAUUAUAUGAAAUAUACGUGCAAAAUGCUACGCUGUACUACCGUUUACAACUAAAACGGAAAAAUGUGCAUGUCCAGAAAGAGCUGUCGCACCUCGCGUUAUAACAGAAAGUGAAUAUGUUGACUGCAUCGAAAAGAAUUGUAACAUCGAUAAAAAAUCUAAAGUUAUUAAAAAGUCUAAAGGUAUCAAAAAGAAUAUAGUGAAACGUAAAAUUGGAUUUAGCGAUUAUGUUGACUGUAUCGAGAAAAAUUGUAAUAUUUUACGUGAACAGCAUAACCUUCGCUCGAAAUCACAUCAAAUAUUCACAAUUAAACAGAGAAAAAUUGCCUUAAAUCCGUUCGACGAUAAGCGUUACCUUAUUCGUUCGAAUGGUAUCGAUACACUAGCUUGGGGUCACCAUGAAAUUGGUGAAAUUGAGAAAAAUUAUUGCUGGUGAAAUGUAAAUUUCCAUAUAAUUUUAAGCAAAAAUAGUAAAUAAGGUACAAAAAUGAGACAGUUUUCAUUGAUUUUCAUGAAUGAAAAACAUUUUAGGUAAAUUUACGAAAAUUUCUGUAUAAUUCGAAGCAAAAUCGGUUCCAAAAUCAAAUUUUUUUAUAAAUCCAAUCGAACCUUUCAAAUAGAACUUUCGCAUGAUUACUUUAUAUAUUAUAAU